UCCUUUUUUUCAUUUUCUGUGUGCAAUUGUAGUUUACUUAUGGGGGAGAGGGGGCAGGAUCUAUCCAAAUUAUGCAGAUUGUAAGGAAUUUUUUGAGACAGGCACACCGUUGGCAGUGUUGUCCUGGGUAUGACAUUAAACUGCCCCCCAACCCAAGGUGUAGUGCGACCCGUGCCGAGGGGUGCAUGGCACAGGGGAGCUGUGCUUCAAACGGGGCCUCUGGGGUACCGGGUGCUCCCCCAGAGUAUCUAGCCUAGCUCGGGCAUGCGGGGCUCUGCCCGGGUGGUCCACACUUUCCUCAGAAUCUCGUGGGAUCAUAGAUAAAAAUCCUGAAAUAAGCUCCAAACGAGCAGAUACUGAGAAUUCCAGGGGACCUCUCUGUGAGGCGACCCAGGAUUCAGAAUGGACCAGGUACAAACUUGGCAAGAGGGGACCUCGAGGUGAGGUGACCUCGGACCUUGUAGAUGAUAAAAGUACUGUUGCAGAGGGAGACUGUUCUAAACUCGCAAUAGGAGGGACCCCAGUGCCCGUAUGUGGCACUGGGGAAACCUAUACAUUCAAAAACAUCUCUGAAAGAGGCGAUGUGGGAAAGGGCGACAGUGGUGCAGAGGGAGAAUGCUCAAACCUCUCAGAUAACUCUGUGCGAGUCUUCCCCUUCACAAAGAAUGCAGAUAUGGCUUCAGCAGAUAAAUCUGUGAAUAUUUUGGAAAAAAAGCAGCAGAAUUGUGUGUUGAAAAAAGUUAAGUUGGGUUAUAUAACUAACAGCAAUGGUUCUGCAACUGAAAUGGUGGACAAAAAGGUAACUGGUGUUUCAGGUCGAGAAGUGGAAGGAGAGGGGGAGAUUGUUGGCCCAAUGAGGUAUGCUGUCAUGCUCGAUGGUUUCCCAGAUGUCAAGAUGACAGAGGAACAAGCUGACAAGGUGCUGACAGCACUCAUGGAGCAGAUUAACCCAAGUGACCGGAGGCGACCUAUCCAGUUUUCUGCGAUGCAGUACGAGAAUGGGGGCUUGGCAUUGACUUGUGUCAACAAUUCAACCAAAGCAUGGUUGUUCAAGACUGUUUAUAAAAUUGUUCCAUGGCCGGGAGCCAAGCUGCAGGUCGGGCAAGCAGAGUUCAUAUUGAAGGGUACCAAGUGCAUACUCUACAUGACUAGGACAAUGAAGAAGAGAAGUAACCAGCAGAUCCUGGACUUGUUUCAGAAGCAAAAUAGAGACAUCUCCACUGCUGAGUGGAAAGUCCUAAGGAGGGUGGAGGAGGCAGAUAAAAGAGAGAGGCUGACUGUUUGGGUUGAUGACAAAUCUCUUGAGGAUUUGCAGGCACACAAUUUCAAAUUAUUCCUUGGUUUGGAUCAAGCUGAUCUCAUGCUGGCAUCAGAAUGGAAGAAAAUGAUGAACAGCUGCAGUUCAGCAGAGUGGCAUAAUCCGCAGCCUGUACUUCACAAUCUGGGACGACGACCUCCUGCAAAUUAUAAACCAUGUCAACCGGUGUCUCUAAAGUUUGCAUCUAAAAAUUUUCUGCAUCCUUUGCAUUUUGGAGGCCCAGAACUGGACGCCAAACUGAAAAAAGUGAAAUCUGGUGAUAUUACUAACACUAAUGACUCUGUAACUGAAGGAGUUAGCAAAAAUGAAGCUUAUGUUUUGGGUCGAGAAUCGGAAGUAAAGGAGGAAAUGUUUGACUGGAUGAGGCAGGCUGUUGUGCUUGAGGGUUUUCCAGAUGUUAAGAUGACAGAGGAGCAGGCAGAGAUGGUGGCGACUGCACUCAUUGAGUGGAUUAAUCUAUCUGAUGAGGGGGAAUCUAUCAAGUUUUCUGAGGUGCAGUUCGAGUGUGGGGGUUUGGUGUUGACCUGUGUCAAUGAGGCGACCAAAAAGUGGCUGAAGGACACUGUUCGUCACAUCAUUCCAUGGCCAGGAGCAAGGCUGGCACUCGGCCAGGCAGAGCUUAUGUUGAAGGGUACAAGGUUCAUACUGUGGGUAUUGAAAGUGAUGAAGAGAAGUAAUCAGCAGAUUUUGGACUUGUUUCAGAAGCAAAAUAAAGGCAUCUGUACUGCAGAGUGGAAAGUCCUGAGAAGGGUGGCAGAGGGAGACAAAAAGACAGGACUGAUUCUUUGGGUUGACAACAAAUCGGACAUCCCCACCUUCGAAUGGAAAGUCCUCGAGAGGGUGGCAGAGGCAGAUAAGAGGGAAAGGUUGACACUUUGGAUUGAUAACAAAUCUUCCGAGGAUUUGAAGGCACGUGGUUUCAAAUUAUACCUCGGUUUGGAUCAGGUAAAACUCAUGCUGGCAUCGGAAUGGAAGAAAGUGAUGGAGAGUUGCGGUUCGACGAGGCGCACUUACAAACUGCGUUCUCUGGUACCUGGUUUGGGGCCUUCAGAUGUGUCCCAGUCUCAGGCAGCUAUGUUCUCGGGUCCUAAUCGUUAUCUUCAAUUUUUCAGAUUUGAACAUCAGGGUCAGACACAUCAUCGUGAACUUAAAUUUGACGAUACAGGCCCUCCUCAGUUCUGUCAGACACAGUUCAUGACUUCAGACCGACUCUUGGCACAAGAGGGCAUGUUCAGAGAAUCUGCUGUAAUGCAGAAUAUCGAGCCUAGAUUCCUGGUUUCAGAACAGCCUCAUGGGCAUAGGUUCGGCAUGUCGGAAUGGUCACAGUCACGAGAAGCCAGUUACAUUGUACCGGACAGAACACAACAUACAGAGCCUGGGUACACAUUGAAUCGAUCCCAGGAAUACAGGUACUCCACCUUGGAUCACCAACAGCUUCAUGUCACAGGCUACAAGGACCAAGAUCUUUCAGAGGUUCGUGAGAUGAGGUUCAUGGUUUCAGAUCAGAUGCACUCCAAAGAAGGUAGAUUAAUGGAACAAGAUCCUCUGUACUCUAGUGAAUCUAGAUUAAGAUUGUCGGCUCCCCAACAGUUCCAAGUAUUUGAUAAUACAAUUUCUAGGAACCCACAUUCUUGGGAAGACAGAUUUUCAGGUCAGAUUUUCCACCCCAGCAACUGAUGUCAUCUUAGACAAGCUGGAUGCCUUGUUCCUCAAGACCUUCAGAUUGUAGCAAGGGGUAACUGGUAAUUAUUCCCCAGCCAAAAUAGAACUUGAUUGGUAGUUUCAGACAGUGACUUCAUGUUUGCAACAUCUAACAUUCCAAAUUGUGGGCAUGUUUGUUGAAUAAAUUGAAAUAACCUUAGUGUUAAUUUCCUAUCCACUGUCAAAUACUGGACUUACAUGUAUAUUUUCAUGAGCUCCAGAUUUUCCCAUUGUCGUAUGUAUUGUACAGUAAUAAACUUCGAGAUCGGUUUGGAAUUGUUUUGUUUUAACUGAUUGUCAGUUGAUGAGUUUUUUUGAAAAGGCCUGUCCAUUUGUUCUACAUUGCAAACCUCUUUGAGCCGGCUAAUAACAUGUUUUGUUUUGUAGUCUUCAGAAACAUUUGUUUUUGUAACUCAAUUUUUUGCUAGUUUUCAUAGUAUAAAGAAAGGAGUAAGUUAAGGAAGUAUUUCACAUUGUGUAUACAUCAAGUGACAAGAGUAACUUAAUGUCAUUUAUCAAUAUUUAAUAUUGAGUUCAAUGUCGAGAGAAUUUUGUAAAGCAAAUAGCUUGAAUAUCCAGACUGUAGUCGCUGUGUGUGUGUGUGUGUGUGUGUGUGUGUGUGUGUGUGUGUGUUCUUCAUAUGAGCAGUUGUGUCUUGGAAUAUAUGUACUGUACAAUUUUGUAUGCAGUAUAAAAUUAUCAUUUGUUUCUUAAUAAAUCACAAA
Messenger RNA from Schistocerca cancellata (South American locust), 3744 nucleotides. RefSeq lists its product as uncharacterized. NCBI's taxonomy places the organism in Eukaryota, Metazoa, Arthropoda, Insecta, Orthoptera, Acrididae. The transcript has a single exon. Bases 674 to 2995 code for a protein of 773 amino acids. The record is from RefSeq and is a predicted model, not a curated record.